This is a messenger RNA of Talpa occidentalis (Iberian mole), 2213 nucleotides long. RefSeq names its product Thy-1 cell surface antigen (gene THY1). The record is from RefSeq and is a predicted model, not a curated record. The transcript is spliced from 4 exons. The coding region runs from base 116 to 601 and encodes 161 amino acids. Lineage: Eukaryota; Metazoa; Chordata; Mammalia; Eulipotyphla; Talpidae.
CUGGUGAAAACUGCGGGCACCAGGCUGGAUGCAGCAUCUGGAGGCGGCAGUCAUCCGAAGGAAGCUGCAACCAGAGAGGACCGGAGUCCAGAUCCUGGACUGAGCACUGGACACCAUGAACCCCACCAUUGGCAUCGUUCUUCUGCUCACAGUUUUGCAGGUGGCCUGUGGGCAGAAGGUGACCAGCCUGACGGCCUGCCUGGUGAACCAAAGCCUUCGUCUGGACUGCCGCCAUGAAAAUGCAACCACCUUGCCCAUCCUAUACGAGUUCAGCAUGACCCGGGAGACAAAGAAGCACGUGCUCUUUGGCACAAUUGGGGUGCCCGAGCAUGCAUACCGCUCCCGAACUAACUUCACCAGCCAGCACAACAUCAAGGUCCUCUACUUGAAUGGCUUCACCAACAAGGAUGAGGGGGUCUACACAUGCGAACUCCACCUCCCUGGCCAGCCUCUCAGCAUCUCCAACAGGAGUGUCUCAGUGUACAGAGACAAACUGGUCAAGUGUAAGGGCGUAAGCCUGCUGGCCCAGAACACCUCGUGGCUGCUGCUGCUCCUGCUCUCCUUGCCCCUUCUGCAUGCCAUGGAUUUCAUCUCCCUGUGACGGGCUGGGCCCAUGGAGGACACAGGAAGCCACACGGCUCAGUCCAGAGAUCCUACUUCUCUGAGUCAGUUGAUCCCCUCCUUCAAUCCUUCACACCCCUGGGAGACAUGGGGGCCCUGCAUUGCAUGCCAUUAUCCACCACUCCCCCACAGCCAACCCACCGCCACCUCACACCUUCUCCGCACGCCACUGGCUGUCUUUUUGUACUCUGUUCCAGAGCUGCUUCUAUGUGGUUUAUUUAAGGGUUAUCCUUCCUUUCUUUGGGAGUUUGUGAAAACUCCAGGGUCAGGGACCUGAUGGAGAGUGAGGGCAUGGGAGGGAUAGUACAGUGAAGGGGUACCAGUCCUGGGGGUCAUCCUUGCCCACUCGGGCCAGAUAAAGGAGAGACCUAGAUGAAGAGAGGGGUGGAGGUGUUUGGGCACAGCACAUCCCUCAGCAGGCGGGAUGGUGCUGAAGACCCAGAUGUAAGGGUCCCAUGAAGCAUUUGUGGCCACCGUGUGAGGAGGGAACUAAGCGUCUCUGGAUCAUUCUCAGCCCCAGCCAAAAGCUGUCUGUCCCCUUACCACUGCAGGAGUCCCCUGGGGGCCUUGGGCCAGGGGCCCAGUCCAGUGAAAACACAGAGUCUAGUGCUAAUGGAAGACUGGAGAGGGGCUAGAAGUGGGGGUCAGCACCCCUCCCUAUCAGAGGAAGCUGAACACGGGAGCCUACUGUGCAGCACUAGCUCAACCAGCAGUUGAGAAGAGGGCAGAGGAAGACAAGCUCCCACCCCACCCAGGCUGUCCAGAGCUUCUAAGAGCCUUGGGAACUCACUGGAGGCAGUAAGUCAGGCUGGGUGGAGCCCCAGAGUCUCAGAGUUUGGCCAAAGUGUUUUGAGGAGAGACCCUUCCCUGCCAGCCCCAAACAGCUGGUGCCUGAGCCCUCAGAGGGUAGAGGUCCUCUACCCCACAGACCUGCCUUCUCAAGGACCUGGGGGUCCGGGGGCAGGCCACAGAGUAAGACAUGUUGUGGGGCCUGCCUCGGGAGAUGGCUUUUCCCAAUACCCAGCUCCCCACCCAGCGGCUCUGCCCCAUCCCGUGACCGCGUGUAGUGCCACACAGCUUAUGGCAUCUCAUCAAGGAAAAAGAAAACUGCACAAUAAAAUCAGCCUCUGGUAUCUGUCUUUCUGUAUGUCUCUGCUUUGCUCCUCCGUCUCUGUCCCCAGGCCUGUCUCCCUCCCUUAGCAGGGAAUCCAGGAGGUCCGACCUGCCACAUCUCCCUCUCCCCCACCUCCCUCAGCCCUGUCUGCCCCCUAGGGUGUGCCACUGCAUGCUGGGCUCAGAAUGACUCUGACACAGACAUGUUUGCCCAAAUAAAUGAGUGGUCCAUCUCUGCUGACUCACCUCCAUCGUAUGGGGAGAGCCACAGGCCCUUGCUCCUGAAUAUGCUAAUAAGCCCUGAGGUAUAGGAAUCUGCUUUUUCUUAGAUCUGGCUGUUCUCAGAAAUACCCCCUCAGCUUGCACCUGCUAUAGAGGGGUGGGGGGCCUCUGAACUCCCUCCAGUUCAAAAUAAAAAUGUCAGACAGCACGGAGAGAACCCAGGAGCCAGAGUGCAAGCAUUUCUUCUCAAAUCCAGU